Molecule: messenger RNA, 477 nt
Organism: Exophiala bonariae
Lineage: Eukaryota; Fungi; Ascomycota; Eurotiomycetes; Chaetothyriales; Herpotrichiellaceae
Gene: RPL21A
Product: 60S ribosomal protein L21A
Exons: 4
Coding region: 1-477 (158 amino acids)
Biological process (GO): translation
Cellular component (GO): ribosome; cytosolic large ribosomal subunit
Molecular function (GO): structural constituent of ribosome
Source: RefSeq, a predicted model, not a curated record
AUGGGUCACGCAGCCGGUCUCCGGGCUGGAACGCGCUAUGCGUUCAGCCGUGAUCACCGCAAGAAGGGUAUGAUCGCUCUGGGAACAUACAUGAAAACCUACAAGGUCGGAGAUAUCGUCGACAUCAAAGCCAACGGUGCCGUCCAGAAGGGUAUGCCCUACAAAGUCUACCACGGUAAGACCGGUGUCAUUUACAACGUGACCCGAUCCGCCGUCGGCGUCAUCAUCUACAAAAAAGUCGGCAACCGAUACCUGGAGAAGCGAGUGAACGUCCGCGUCGAACACAUCAACCACUCCCGAUCAAGAGACGAAUUCUUGAACAGAGUCAAGUCCAACGCCGCCAGCCGCAAAGCCGCCAAGGAGAAGGGUGAGAGCGUCCAGCUGAAGCGUCAGCCCGUUGGGCCCCGGGAUUCCAGAGUCAUCGAGUUCACCGAGGUCGAGAGCCUGGCUCCUCAACCAUACGAUACCCACAUUUAA